UUUACAACCACCGAAAACACCAAAACCACGGUAUCUUGCUGCGGACCUGCACUCUAGCUAAGUUGCGCCUAGAAAGUACCUGCAACCCAAAGCCUGUGCAUUCUCUGAAUUGCCACGGAGGAAACGUUUGGGGAUUGAAUGGGACACAGCAGUUGACUACAUCUCGAGGUAGGACUCAAACUCUAUAAGCUGAAGGCUGAAUCAGUCGGCACAAGAGCGACAGAUUUCAUAGUCGUCUUUGCCAGUCUACCAGAGGCCUUGGAACAUUAAGCUGCUAUCUCCAAAAAGUUCACUUUAUAUGUUAUAGCUGGCGUUCCCUCACAUGCUUGCUGCUUCCUGGUGACGAUGGAAACACAGAGAAGAACUUGCCUGUAAUUGUAAAGCACCAGUUUAUGCGAAGGGCUUUAUUCCAAGGUAUGAGCAAGGGAGAAUCGGAGCUUCUUAAAAGAAAUGACUGGAAUUGAAGCUGCUUUAGUAUCUGGGAUAUUGAAUAUUGUGGGGACAAAGUUAGCUCCACUGGUGACAAAAAGGUUCAGCUCGAUAGCAGGUGUCACCAAAGAUCUUCAGGACCUCCAGGAUCUAGUUGAGGAUAUAAAGAUUUGGUUGGAACGAGUAGGUAGUAGAGCAUUAGAGAACGAGCGUUCAUCUAAUUGGCUUAAACGAUUGAAAGAGGCUGCUUACGAUGCUGAAGAUUUGGUCAAUGAGUUCCAUAUCAAGUCUGAGAAACAUGGCGCAAAUGUUGCAGGUGACAACAGUGUUGUGAUCAAAUACUUAUGGAGAAAACCAAAAUCAAUUCUGUUUGAAUGCAAGACAGCUCAAGAGAUCAAGAAGAUAAAGAAGAGACUUGAUGAAAUCGUGAAGGGAAGAAGUGACUAUAGCACAAUAGCAAAUAGUAUGCCAGUGGUUCAUCCUGUUCAGCAUAUAAACAAGAUGAUUGGUGAGGUGGCACUAUGGACUAUCGUGGACGAGACCUUAAUAUUUGGGCGGGAUCAAGAGAAGGAUCUGGUGAUAACUGAGCUCACAGAGGCUAGUCUCCAACAAAAAAUAAAGAUAGUUUCAGUAAUUGGACUAGGUGGCUCCGGAAAAACUACUCUUGCAAAACUAGUAUUCAAUGACAGUGCUAUACAAAAUCAUUUUGAAGCCAUACUGUGGGUUCAUGUAUCAAGAGAAUUUUCUGUUCAAAAGCUUGUUGAGAAGUUGUUUGAAGCUAUUACAGAUGACAAGGCAGACCACCUUCCGUUGCAGCGUGUGAGCAGAACAAUCUCAGACAAGUUGGCUGGAAAGAGGUUUCUACUUGUCAUGGAUGAUGUUUGGACUGAGGACCGCAUCGACUGGGAGCAAUUCGCGGUACAUCUGAAGAGUGGAGCACCUGGAAGUUGCAUUUUACUCACCACUCGCAAUAGACAAGUUGCCGAAGUGGUGGAUUCUGCAUGUACAUUUGACCUGCCAUUGUUGUCUGAGGUGGAUAGCUGGAAAUUGUUCCAGCAAAGUUUUGGAAUUUCCAUGGAGGCUUUGGACCCUGAAUUCCGAGAACUUGGAAAAGAGAUUGUGAAGAGAUGUGGUGGCAUGCCGCUUGCAAUUAAAUCUCUUGCUGGUGUUCUCUGUGGAAAGAAAAGAAUAGAAGAAUGGCAGUUCAUAAGAGAGAGUAAUUUAUUAGAUGCCGAGGAGAAACAAGAUAAUGUAUCAGCAUGUUUGCGGUUGAGCUAUUUUAAUUUUCCACAUCAUCUAAAGCAUUGUUUUACACAUUGCUCUAUAUUACCAAGAGGCCAUUUAAUCUACAAGCGCCGUUUGAUUUAUCAAUGGAUCGCACAUGGUUUCGUCACGACUAACCAAGCUCAGCAACCAGAAGAUGUUGGAAUUGACUACUUCAAUUUUCUUCUGAAAGUGGGUUUUCUUCAAGAUUCAAUCCAACGUCGAUAUGACAGUGAUGUAGGAUACAAAAUGCAUGACCUGGUUUAUGAUCUCGCUAGACAAAUUUUGCGGGAUGAAUUAGUGUCUGAGAAAGCAACUAGUGAUCAAAUAAAAGGAUGCAGGUAUUUAUCUUUGACUUCAUGCACGAGCCCGGUUGACAGGAAGCUAUUUAACAAGGUCCACGCUCUGUACGUUUCUAGGGGUAAUCCUGCAUUUGACAAGAGAAUAAACAAGAGGUCUUGCGUGCGCACAAUUAUAUUGGAGCGUAUAAGUGCUGCUUCGCUGUGUCUCUAUUUAUCGAAGUUUGAACUCCUGGGGUAUCUUGAAAUCUCCAAUGUUAAAUGUGAAGUACUACCAGAAGCUAUCUCGCACUGUUGGAACCUCCAAGCCAUUCACAUGAUAGAUUGCCAUAGACUUGCAAAUCUUCCACAGUCUAUUGGUAAGCUUAAGAAGCUAAGAACGCUAGUACUUGAUGGUUGUUGGAAAAUCAGCACUUUACCUCAGUCUAUUUGUGGCUGUGAUGAUCUUCAGAGUUUGUAUGUAAAGGGUUCUAAGAUGGAAGACAUACCUCAAUCCAUAUGGAAAAUUGAAAAACUUAGGGUCCUAUGGUUUUUCGCUAAUGUAUUAGAACAGUUUGCUUCGGUUCAGCAUUUUGGGAAGAUUUGCAAUUUACAGACUAUCACCUUAAGUUAUUGUUCGCUCCAACACGUGCCUCAGUGUAUCACUUUGCUGACUCAUCUAGAACAUCUAGACCUUGAAGGCUGUAGAGAGCUUGUGGAAUUGCCUGAAGGCAUAGCGAACUUAAAAAUGCUGCAAGUUUUGAAUCUAUACAGAUGCAACAAGUUACGUGGCCUGCCAGCAGGUUGUGCACAACUGACUCAUUUACACAAGUUGGGCUUGUUUGUUAUAGGAGAGAGUACUACGCAUGCAAGGAUCUCAGAGCUUGAAAAUCUUGAUAAGUUAAACGGUGAGUUGCAAAUAAAGAAUAUCACACAUGUGAAGAAUCCAGAUGAUGCAGUAAAGGCUAAUUUGAGAAAAAAGAAUGGAAUACGGAAAUUGUCAUUAGAUUGGCACUCAAGGUCAUGGGUGGAGUUUGGGGAUAGUGAUACUGAAGAAUUAGUUUUUGUUGAGCUAAGGAGAGAAGAAGAGUUAUUGUUACAUAUGGAGAAGGACCUGCGUUUGCUCAAUGGUCUUGAACCACCAUCAGAAAUUCAGGAGCUCCGAGUUGGUGGAUAUUCAGGUUUGCGGUUGCCAUGUUGGAUGACAAAGCAGAGUGAUUCUUUUGAUCUGGCUGACAUGCAUAUGUUGAAGAAAAGCAAACCUCUUCCAUUCUCCCAUCUGACUAAACUAGUGUUGGAAAAUUUACCAAACUUGGAGCAUCUGCAGGGACUUGUGGAUUUGCCUGCGAUAAAGAUCCUUGAGCUGAGAGCACUGCCUAAGCUUGACUUGCUUACUUUCACAGCUGAUGUAGCAGAUGGGAAGGAAGAAGUGGACCUGCAAUGCCAUUUCCCUAGCCUUCUCGAGUUAGUGAUAGGUGACUGCUCGAAAUUGAACGUGAAGACGUACUUUCCAUUGUCUUUGCAGAAAUUAACACUGGAAGGAAGCAAUGAACCGUUGCUGUCCCUAGGUAGCUUCUUCCGUUGUCCGGGUGAUGCUCAUGAGGAUGAUGAGUCUUGCUCUUCCUCCUAUAUUACGGAGGUGAAGACGGAUCCUUGUCGCCUCACGCAACUGAAACUUGGAAAACUGAUAGGAUCAUCCGGUUGGGAGGUGCUGCAGCAUCUCACCGGGCUUCGUGACUUGGAAAUUAAUAGGUGCAAUGAACUUAGGCAAUUGCCUGAGACCAUGCGAGGCCUCACCUGCCUCCAUAGGCUGUCGUUGCAAAAAUGCGAGAAUCUUUGCGUGCUUCCGGAGUGGCUUGGAGAACUCCAAUCUCUGCGGAGGUUAGAUAUUUUUUUUCUCCCAGCAAUAUCUAACCUCCCUCCAUCAAUAAAUCGCCUCACACUCCUCCAAGAUCUAGACAUAAGGGGAUGCAAACCCCUCCAGCGGCUGCCUGAGGAAUUCGGGGAGCUAUGCUCUCUACGUAGCCUUACCUUGUGGGGGUUGCCUGCCCUGACUUGCCUCCCCGAGAGCAUGCAGCGUCUCACCUCACUUCAAUUUCUCAAUUGGGUUGAUUGCCACUGCCAGCUUCCAGAGUCCCUAGGUGAACUUCCUGCACUUCGAAAAUUCUGGAUCCAGAACUGCCCUACACUUACAUCCUUGCCCCACUUCAUUCAACGCCUUCCUGUUCUUGAGGAAUUACACAUAGCAACCUGUCCUGAGCUGUAUAAGCGUUGCCAGGAAGGAGUGGGGCAGGAUUGGCACCUUGUCUCGCAUAUUCCGUAUUUGGAAUUGGAUGAAUUUUACUAGGCCAUUAUGGUCUUCAGAAUGGCGCAUCAUAUUCGUAUUCAAAGGCAAACAGGCAAGGCCAGAAUAUGCAGUUGAUAGGUGUUAACCACCUAUGGUCUAUGGAAAAAGAGCCGUUCCAAUGCUAAAGAAAUGGACAAAAUCUUGUGUCCGGCCUUAAGCUUGGCGUCAGUGGAAACAAAUAUUGCAUCAUGCCAGAGGCCCAAAGCUUCUGGGACGAUCUCUGGCAUGGAGCGGAUCCCCUGGCAGUGACACACAUUUUCGCGUCCCUCCACAGUCAAUCGUUUAGGCACAAUCGGAAUCUCGGCUUCGACGUGGAGGAUGCUCAUGUUCGCUACUCGCUAGUCCGCCUAUGCCCCCACCAAGCGUACACUCUGACGUCUUGAUACAGAGAUGAUUGGACAAUACAACGGCAGCCGUGUCCAUUAGUAUGACUGAAUUUCAUGAUUCUUUUUUGGGAGGGAUUCUGCUGAUGGCAGAGCGCUCAGAAGAGAACAUGUGUCUCAGUGGAAGUGUGAUCGAUACAGUUAUCAAGACUGUGAACUAGAUAAUUGAGCUGGAGGAGUAUCAUGGUGAUGACGCUUUCUUCCCCUCUCUUUCUUCAUAAGGAUAAUUGCAAUGGGUGGUUUCAUUUUGUUGUUUCCAAGAGCCCCACAACACCAAAACACACAAAAAAAAUCAUGGAUGAAACUAACACCACAAUACAUUGUUUCAUAUUUGCUAUUUCA
Molecule: messenger RNA, 5042 nt
Organism: Panicum virgatum (switchgrass)
Lineage: Eukaryota; Viridiplantae; Streptophyta; Magnoliopsida; Poales; Poaceae
Product: putative disease resistance protein RGA4
Exons: 5
Coding region: 451-4317 (1288 amino acids)
Biological process (GO): defense response to fungus
Molecular function (GO): ADP binding
Source: RefSeq, a predicted model, not a curated record